GGUAAUGUACCUUCUACUCCCCCAAUAUUUGUUGCAUUGUACAUCAUAUUGUAAGUUUGAAUGUCAAUUACUUUGCUUGUUUAAGGCCAAGGUUGUUCUAUUGCUUGUUGCCAACAAGAAAGAAAUGGUUGCUGUAGACUUGAACAUGUACAGUUUUGUCAUGCCAGACGUACCAUGCCAACCAAAUGACAAUGACUGCGGCGUUUUUAUUAUGAAAUUCAUGGACAACUGGUCCAAUGGGGGACUCUCCAAAUCCAUCGAUGUGGCCAAGAUUAAGAAGUAUAGAUUGAAGCUACUGGGCAGAUUAUUGCUUUCAUCACAGAAUGCACAUCGGCAUCGAUUUAUGGCAGUUUGAGUUACACUUUUCAAUAGGAUGUGACGAGGAUUUGUA
This is a messenger RNA of Vitis riparia (riverbank grape), 391 nucleotides long. RefSeq lists its product as uncharacterized. The transcript is spliced from 3 exons. Lineage: Eukaryota; Viridiplantae; Streptophyta; Magnoliopsida; Vitales; Vitaceae. Bases 5 to 355 code for a protein of 116 amino acids. Gene Ontology annotation, molecular function: cysteine-type peptidase activity. Gene Ontology annotation, biological process: proteolysis. The record is from RefSeq and is a predicted model, not a curated record.